This is a messenger RNA of Lachancea lanzarotensis, 279 nucleotides long. It is a transcript of the gene AGA2, whose product is annotated as LALA0S10e03642g1_1. The coding region runs from base 1 to 279 and encodes 92 amino acids. Gene Ontology annotation, biological process: agglutination involved in conjugation with cellular fusion. Gene Ontology annotation, cellular component: fungal-type cell wall. The record is from RefSeq and is a predicted model, not a curated record. The transcript has a single exon. Gene Ontology annotation, molecular function: cell adhesion molecule binding. Lineage: Eukaryota; Fungi; Ascomycota; Saccharomycetes; Saccharomycetales; Saccharomycetaceae.
AUGAAACUGAUAACGGGCACUUUGGUGCUAUUUUUUUACACUGCCACUGCAUUGGUAAAGGCAGCGGUAAGUAGCCAGACCAUUGUAUCUUGCGGUAAGGUUUCCACAGGCGGAACGUUGGAGAGCACGCCUUAUAGCUCCUCAACAGCUUCCAUUUUGGCUCGAGGCACUCCUGCAGUCGGUGUUUAUCAUUUCUACCGCUCUGUCACCUAUGUCAGCGAUUGCAAUCCCAGCACACGGACCGCGACGGACGUCAACCCAACUAUCACUAUAUACUAG